CUAUGUUAUGACAGACUUUUUAAGUAUAAAAGACGAGAAAGCUUGCGGUUAUCAUGGCAAAAAUGCCACACAAAGACAGACUGCUUGUUUGGACUACUGUGUAUUGCAUAACCAUCCACUUCCCAGGUGAGCUGGAGCCUAUCCCAGCGGACUACACCCUGGACUGGUCGCCAAAUGUGUCUUUUAGCAUGUCUUACUCUCUGUUUGUCCCGCCCCCUAUCGGUCUCUCGGAGGCAGGGGUGCCUUGGAAAAAAUUCACAGUCAAGUAGGCGGGACGUGAUGUGAUGGUAUUCUGCAGCUUUGGCGCCCUCAUCUUUUUGUACCAGGAUGUCAAGGAGCAGCUACGGCAAAGGAUGCAGCACAGAGGAAGACUAGGAUGUUGGAUGGAUGAAAAAGGCAGAUCUGCGGCAGGAAGAGCCACGUACGCUUCCAAACGGCGUGACUAGUCUCCGGGAGCAACGUGGAGCGAGGGAGGGCUAGGGAAAAGGAACUAGUGGAGGGGGGAGGGCAGGCAAUUCAGCGCAGUGCGAGCUGACUGGAUGAGUGGCAGCAUCAGCACCACUAGCUGUAGCAUCUUCCUCUGCUGCUGCCGCCUGAGGCUGACGUGUGACUUGUGGCUACUGUAGCAUCUCCACCAGCUGCACGUAGAGACAAACAAAAACGACGUGGUCACACAUGCACGCAGAAGGGUGGUUGUAAGGGACGAAGGAGGGUGGGAGGGAGGGAGGGAGAGGGGGGGCUCGGGGGAACGACUGGUGGGGCUGGAGCGACGGCGACAGGAGUAGCAGCAGCAGCAGUGUAGCAGCAGUGUAGCAGCGGCACCACCAUGGCGCAAGCCGCCAAGCAGCUCCGCAAGACCAAGGACCUCGCAGAGGCCGCCGCCCAGGAGCAGCGGGAGAAGGAGGAGGAGAAGAUCAAAAAGAGGAAUCGAUCCAGAGACCGCAGGCGCAAGGCCGAUGCAGCCACCAGCUUUCUGCGUGCAGCUCGUUCAGGCAACCUGGACAAAGCUCUGGACCACAUCAAGAAUGGAAUAGAUAUCAAUACAGCAAAUCAAAAUGGCCUCAAUGGGUUGCAUCUGGCAUCUAAAGAGGGUCAUGUGAAAAUGGUCCUGGAGCUCCUUCACGCUGGCAUUGAACUGGAGGCCACCACCAAGAAAGGCAACACGGCUCUCCAUAUCGCAGCGCUGGCAGGCCAGGAGAAAGUGGUGGCUGAGCUUGUCAAUUAUGGAGCUAACGUCAAUGCCCAGUCGCACAAAGGAUUCAGUCCUCUCUACAUGGCAGCCCAGGAGAAUCACCUAGAGGUGGUCAAGUUCCUGCUCGAGAACGGUGCCAAUCAGAGUCUCCCGACCGAGGACGGCUUCACUCCUCUGGCGGUAGCCCUCCAGCAGGGCCAUGAAAAUGUUGUAGCGCUGCUCAUCAACUACGGCACCAAAGGCAAGGUCCGCCUCCCCGCGCUACACAUCGCUGCCCGAAAUGACGACACACGCACCGCAGCAGUGCUCCUGCAGAACGACCCCAAUCCUGACGUUCUCAGCAAGACUGGUUUCACACCUCUCCACAUCGCAGCCCACUAUGAAAAUAUGAGCGUCGCCCAGUUGCUGUUGAACAGAGGAGCCAACGUAAACUUCACCCCAAAGAAUGGCAUUACACCCCUUCAUAUCGCCUCCAGGAGGGGCAAUAUGAUGAUGGUCAGACUCCUGCUGGACAGAGGGGCCCAGAUCGAUGCCAAAACAAAGGAUGAACUGACUCCGCUUCACUGUGCAGCCAGAAACGGACACGUUCGCAUUAUUGAGAUCCUGCUGGAACACGGCGCUCCCAUCCAAGCUAAAACCAAGAACGGUCUGUCCCCCAUCCACAUGGCAGCUCAGGGGGAUCACAUGGACUGUGUAAGACAGCUACUCCAAUACAACGCAGAGAUUGACGAUAUCACGCUGGACCACUUAACCCCUCUUCAUGUAGCAGCACACUGUGGUCACCAUCGCAUGGCCAAAGUCCUUCUGGACAAGGGCGCCAAAGCCAAUGCUCGAGCUCUGAAUGGUUUCACACCUCUCCAUAUUGCGUGCAAGAAGAACCACAUGCGGUCGAUGGACCUGCUGCUCAAACAUUCUGCUUCCUUAGAAGCUGUCACAGAGUCUGGCCUGACUCCUCUUCAUGUAGCAGCUUUCAUGGGCCAUCUGAGCAUAGUCAAGAACCUGCUCCAGAGAGGGGCUUCUCCUAACGCUUCCAAUGUUAAAGUGGAGACUCCCCUCCACAUGGCCUCCAGAGCAGGACACUGUGAAGUUGCGCAGUUUCUGCUGCAGAAUGCAGCACAAGUGGACGCCAAGGCGAAGGAUGAUCAGACCCCUCUUCACUGUGCGGCGCGUAUGGGACACAAGGAGCUGGUCAAGCUGCUACUUGAGCACAAGGCUAACCCUGAUUCAUCUACGACAGCAGGCCACACACCCUUACACAUCGCUGCACGUGAAGGACACAUUCACACCAUUCGUAUUUUGUUAGAUGCUGGAGCACAACAGACCAAAAUGACCAAGAAAGGCUUCACCCCCCUCCACGUGGCCUCUAAAUACGGAAAGGUGGAUGUAGCAGAGCUCCUUCUCGAGAGAGGCGCCAACCCCAACGCAGCGGGCAAGAACGGUCUGACACCCCUUCAUGUGGCGGUUCACCACAACAACCUGGAUGUUGUUAAACUCCUGGUCAGCAAGGGAGGAUCCGCACACAGCACUGCACGAAACGGUUACACCCCCUUGCAUAUAGCGGCCAAGCAGAACCAGAUGGAAGUGGCCAGUUGCCUGCUGCAGAAUGGGGCGUCGCCCAAUGCCGAGUCCCUCCAAGGAAUCACGCCUCUGCACCUGGCUUCGCAGGAGGGACGACCCGACAUUGUAGCUCUGCUCAUCUCCAAGCAAGCCAAUGUAAAUUUAGGAAACAAGAAUGGAUUGACCCCUCUGCAUCUUGUAGCACAGGAGGGUCACGUGGGCAUCGCUGACACGCUGGUGAAACAGGGAGCGUCUGUUUACGCCGCUUCACGGAUGGGCUACACUCCCCUUCAUGUGGCCUGCCACUACGGUAACAUUAAGGUGGUCAAGUUCCUUCUGCAGCAGCAGGCUCACGUGAAUAGCAAAACAAGGAUGGGCUACACCCCUUUGCACCAGGCAGCUCAGCAGGGUCACACUGAUAUUGUCACCCUGCUGUUGAAACACGGAGCACAGCCCAAUGACAUCACGUCGAAUGGGACAUCUCCACUGGGCAUUGCAAAGCGUCUGGGUUACAUCUCUGUCAUCGAUGUUCUCAAACUGGUGACUGAGGAAUCUGUUUCUGCGAUCACGACAGAGAAGCAUCGGAUGAGUUUUCCUGAGACAGUGGAUGAGAUCUUGGACGUCUCUGAGGAUGAAGGUGUUGCCCAGCUAACGUUAGGAGACGAGCUGCUUGGCAUGGACGGAGCGCGCUAUUUGAAGCUCGACGACUUCAAGGAUCAAGACGAUGACUUUCUCUCCCCGAAGAAGACUCUCCGAGAUUUUGAGGGAGGUGUGGGAACCACGCCGUAUUCUCCCGCCAUUCCCAGGAUCCCUUGUGUUUCGCCAGAGACCGUUCUUCUCGAUCAGCACACCCCCAUCCCACUGCCAAAGGAGUAUGACGAAGACUCUCUCAUCCCGAGCAGUCCAGCGACAGAAACCUCAGACAACGUCAGCCCUGUGGCCAGCCCCAUUCACACUGGCUUCCUGGUAAGCUUCAUGGUGGACGCUCGUGGAGGCUCCAUGCGAGGCAGCAGACAUCACGGCCUGCGAGUGAUCAUCCCUCCUCGGACGUGCGCUGCGCCGACGCGCAUCACCUGUCGUCUGGUCAAACCUCAGAAACUGACCACGCCCCCUCCUCUGGUGGAGGGGGAGGGCCUCGCCAGCCGCAUCAUCUCCCUAGGUCCAUCCAGCAUGCAGUUUCUCGGGCCAGUUAUAGUGGAGAUCCCACACUUCGCCUCGCUAGCUCGGGGGGACCGAGAGCUUGUGGUCCUCCGCAGUGAGAACGGCUCGGUCUGGAAAGAACACCGGAAUCGCUAUGGCGACGAAGUGCUGGAAACUAUUUUGAAUGGCAUGGAUGAAGAGCUAGAAAGUCAAGAGGAGUUAGAAAAGAAGAGAAUCCGCCGGAUCAUCUCCACCGACUUCCCCCUGUACUUUGCCGUGGUUUCCCGAAUUCAACAAGAGAGCGAUCUGAUUGGACCAGAGGGCGGGCGGCUGACCAGUAAACUCGUACCGCACGUUGAGGCCAUCUUCCCAGAGACAGCUGUAACCAAAAGAGUGAGACUGGGCCUGCAGGCCCAGCCCAUCCCUGACGAGCUGCUGACUCGACAACUUGGCAACCAGGCGACCUUCAGCCCAGUGGUCACCAUCGAACCACGCAGACGCAAAUUUCACCGUCCAAUCGGCCUCCGGAUUCCACUUCCACCGUCCUGGCGAGAGAGUCCUCGCGAUGCUGGGGAGGGUGACACCACCAGCCUGCGCCUCCUCUGCAGUGUCAUUGGUGGGACAGCACCUGCACAGUGGGAGGACAUCACUGGAACCACCAAGCUGAUGUAUGCAAACAGCUGCGCCAACUUCACCACCAAUGUUUCUGCAAGAUUUUGGCUAGCCGAUUGUCCCCGUACCGCAGAGGCUGUGACCUUUGCCAAUCUGCUGUACCGUGAACUCAUGGCAGUACCUUAUAUGGCUAAGUUUGUCAUAUUUGCAAAAAUGAAUGAAGCGCGGGAAGGACGGUUGCGUUGUUACUGCAUGACCGAUGACAAGAUGGACAAGACGUUGGAGUUGCAUGAAAACUUCACCGAGGUAGCAAGGAGUCGAGACAUUGAGCUAAUGGAGGGCAUGCCGCUGCACCUGGAAUGUUCUGGAAACCUGGUACCAAUCAGGAAGGCCACGCAGCAGCCUCGCAGCUUCAGCUUCCAGGCCUUCAGAGAUAACCGGCUGCCUGUUUCUGUCAAGGUCAGAGACAGUAACAAGGACGCCACUGGCUUUUUGUCCUUUCUGAGAAAGUGCACCAAAUAUGAGGAUGCGCAGCAUGUGCUCUGUAACCUCAACAUCGCCAUGCCACCGUGUGUCAAGGUCGUUGGAAGUGAAGAACGCAGGCGAACUUUAACCCCUCUGGCUCUGAGGGAGCGCUACAGUGCACUGAAUGAGCCCAGUUUGGCUAUAGUGAACGCAAUGGAGAGGACUGAAAUCAAAAUAAACAUCAUAUCGGAGCAACUGGGCUUAAGCUGGGCAGAGUUGGCAAGAGAGCUCCAGUUUGGCGUGGAUGACAUCAAUAGGAUCCGCGUGGAGAAUCCCAACUCACUGCUGGACCAAAGCUCCACCUUACUCAAUCUAUGGGCCAGCAGAGAGGGCAAGAGAGCCAAGAUGGAGAGCCUGUACACUGCUUUGAAGAAUAUUGAUCGUGCAGACAUUGUGAGCUCUCUGGAGGGUCAGGCCACGCAACUGGCACCCGGGUCUUCAGAGGAGGGCGCCUGCCGACUGGGUGAUCGCGACUCCGCCUUGCUGUCGCCCAGUGUCAUCAAUGAGGUCACGGACACAAGGCCAUCGCGCCUGGUGCGCAAGCCGCAGGUUAUUAGACCCCCGUUUAUCAGGAGGGCUCUUCCUGUCCGACCUCUGACCCCAUGUGACCUCAUGUUGAACCUCCGGGCCUCCUCCUCCUCCUCUCAUUAUAUUUCCCCGCGCUCCUCCCUCAUUCAGUCCAGCGGGGGACCGUCUCCUCCUCUCUCAGUCCAGCUCUGUGUGUGUUCUACAGUUUGUGCAUGUGCAUGUGCACGCUUUUGCUGUUAUAUGAUAUGUUUGUGUGUGCGAGGUGUCCGUAAAUAUUUGCAAGGAUUUAAGUUUGAAUGCACGGGGUGUAUUUUAUCAGCCUUGCACUGUAAACUAGCUUCAACGCAGAUACAACCAAGAGAAGUUGUGUGUAAUUCAGAGUGUCUAGAACAAAAUGCUGUACAGAUGUGCUGUUUUCUGUUUCUAAUUUGCAUGGCAUGACGUUUCCUUCACUGUGUACAAUGUUUGUUUUUUUUCUUUGUUUACUAUUCAACAAUGUCUUUUGGUCUUCAAUGCGUUAUUAACAGAUCAAGUGUGCCGUUUUCUUUUUCUGUGAAAUAAAUGGUGUGUUUUUGAUGUUACGCUGUGACACAUAAUCAGCUGUGCAGCACGUAACGCUCCCGCAAGGUGGCUGUGACGCCAUGUUUUUUCAUUCAUGGGCAAAACGACUAUUUAAAGACUGUAUUAACAGCAAAUGCAUGGUGUUAGUUCGGCCAAGGGUGUCCAGAGUGCUGUCCGCGGCUUGUUUUUUAUUGGCCAUUGGCAUAUUAAAAUCAAAUAAAGCAAAAAGGCACAAUGUCUUGCACUUCAUUACCGAUACCGAUGUUGGCACAGCUCUUCCCUCAAAAUAAUGUCGUGUCUGCUUCUCUUACUGUGAUGCCACAGGAUGCAUUUAACAAAUAAACACUCUGUGUGCAAAAUUACACCAGUUUAUAUGAAACAUUUUGUCUCAACCAGUCAUUAAGUAAAUAUCAUGACCAAUAGUCUAGUAUGAUAACAUGUCCUACCAUCAGCAGCAACCACACAAUUAGGAAAGCUGCACAUUUCUAUGUUGCACAAACAUCCAUAUAAGAAUAAAGUGAAACUCUGGACUAAUACAAUCAGUGAAAUUAAAAAGACGUUCUCGCUGGGUCGGGUAUUUUAUGUGAUUCCUUCUGAGGUGUGAUGUUAAAUUAGAAGUAUCAAGGCAGGACAAAGUGUGGCCUGAGGGCCAUUUAUGGCCUGCGUGGGCCAAAAAUAAAAAUUAAGAAAAUGGGAAAAAAACGAGGACUAAUUUUACAAGAAUGCGGACGAAAUGUUAAGAGAGCGAAAUCAUCAGAUGAAAAGAAACAAAUAGGAUAAAUUUGAAAUAUUAAAGGGAAAAAAAUCAUUACAUGAGAAGCAAACAAAACAAAAAAUAAAGUUGCAAUUUUUGGAAAAUUUAUUUGGGGGAAAGUUGUAAUAUUCCGAUAAUAAAGUCCAAAAAUAUUAAGAGAAUAAAGCCAUAGUAUUGAGAGACUAAAAUCACCAUAUUAAGAGAAAUAAAUAGCAUAAAUGUGAAAUAUUAAGGGUAAAAAAAGUCAUAUGAGAAGCAAACAAAACAAAAAAUAAAGUUGCAACUUUUGGAAAAUUAGGUUGGGAAAACGUUACAAUAUUAUGAUAAUAAAGUAAAAAAAAAGUCUUUUUUUUUUGGCCUUUUUACAAAAAUAAAACCUUUGAUUUUUUUUAGUAUGCAGCCCACGGUGGAAAAGGUUUGGACACCCCUACUGUUGCACCCUGCCUUCCUCUGUGACACCGAAGCGUAUUUGAUAUUUUUAACUAUUUUUUUAAAAGGAAGUUGGCACACCGUAUGUGUUAAAAUGCCAUUUUAUUCUACAGUGUUUGCCCAGGUUUGAUGACAAAGUCACCGUCACCAUUGUUUGAGUGUUAUCUCCUAAGUGUGAGUGAUGAUUGUUAUCUUUCGUUUGGAUUGUCUGUGACUAUUUUUGUAUAUAUACAAGCCUCACCUGUGGGCUUAAAGUAUUUGUCCUCAUCUGUAUUCCAAUGUGAGUGCAAUUGUGUGUGUAUGAAUGGCGUUUAAUGAAUAGCGUGCUGUGCAUUUUCCGUUGCUGUUGUUGUUCUGUGCUACAACAGUCCUUGUGCAGUACCAUAGUUCAUUUCAGCUUCAUCAUAUUUUGUGAUCCUGUGCCUUUGACGCGCGCAAUUGUGUGUGUGUGUGUGUGUGUGUGUGUAUAUGUGUGUCUAAAUAGUAGGAGUGAAGGGAAGGGCAAGUACAUAUUCAUCACAUUCAUUCUAACGCUCAUUCCAGUUCUGACCCACAUCUCCAUGCUCACCUCAUUCUGAAGCCAUCUGUCAUCGUCCUGGCCCUGCAACAUCCCAGAAACACACACACACACAAACCCACACACCCACACACAUACUCAUAGAAAAUUGGGUAGAUUUUCAUCCGUGCGUCCUAUAACGUCUGAGUCGAGUUGGCCUGUUUCAGUUUGUAGUCAGGUUACAACUGAAGAUAGCACUUUUAGUAAACACAGCGGCCUUAGUUAUCUCCACUAAAUAAUUUACGUUUUUAAAGAUUGUUAAAUACCUUCCCAUAUAUUGAAUUAAAACCAUUUUUAUUAUAGCAUCAUAGCUUAUAGUAUUAUGACAUUAUGCUCUUAAACAUUUUUGUCGUAAUGUUACAAUUUACAAUACAAGUCAUAUUAUGACUUUAUUCUAAUAUUUGUACUUCAUUCUCGUAAAAUUACUGCUAUUUUUCCUAUUUUCUUGUUGCUUUUGUUAGUUUUUCUUGAUUAAUUGUAGUUUUUAAAUGUGUCAAGGGCUAAAGAUAAAAAAAACUAUCGUGGGCCACAAAUCCAAAUAUGACACACAGUGUUCCCUUGUUUAUUGCAGGGGAUAGGUGCAAUUAUAUGUGUGUAUGUAUAUGUAUAUAUAUAUAUAUAUGUAUAUGUGUAUAUAUAUAUAUGUGUAUAUAUAUAUAUAUGUAUGUAUAUGUAUAUAUAUGUAUGUAUAUGUAUAUACAGUAUAUGUAUAUAUGUAUGUAUAUAUGUAUAUACAGUAUGUAUAUGUAUAUAUAUGUAUAUAUAUAUGUAUAUGUAUAUAUAUGUGUAUAUAUGUAUAUGCACAUAUGUAUAUGUAUAUAUAUAUAUAUAUAUGUGUGUGUGUGUGUGUGUUUUAAUGCUGUAAAAUCCCUCACUAUACACUUUAUACGCUUUUCUCAGACAAGCAUUAACAUUUUAUGACAUUUCUCUCCUGUUUAGACACUCUCUAAGUUCAAAUUUUGUUUGAAUUUCAAUGAUCAAUCUACUACUAGGUUGGAUACAUGAAAUGUGACUCACGCGUAUUCACUCCUCUUACCUGGCGCCGUUUGACUUCUGCCGUCGUCCUCCUCCUCCUCGUCCUCCUCCUUGAACCGAACAUUCAUUUAGCCGGUCUUCUUCUUAUUAUUAUUAUUAUUAUUAUUAUUAUUAUUGUUCUUAUUGUUCUUAUUGUUCUUAUUGUUCUUAUUAUUCUUAUUAUUGGCGGUUAGAAAGCAGCUCAGUUAGCUACUUUGCUAGCGACUAUUGACCACAACAGGAUACUGCACGAAGGAGAUUGAUCGACAAUGGUCUACAGCCAAUCAGGACGCAGAACACAAUGGCCGGGUUCUCCCUUAGCCAAUAAGGACUGCUGUGGCUCUAUAUUAAGCCGUCUAUUUUCUACUGUGGGUUAUAAUAUGCUUACAGGCACGUCAACACAUACUGAGACAAGUGGGGCUGCACACGUCUUCAACAUGAGCAUACAACACCCUCUACUGGUAGCAAUAGUAAAUACAAUAUUGCCUUUUUGUCACUCGAAGGCAAUAUUCUGCUCAACCACAUCCCACGGGUUUUUCAUUACAAUGAGUCCUUCAGGCAGACCCUAUUGUCACAUUGAACGAACUAGCAAAAGAGACAAUACGUGCUAUCCUGCCAAGAAACCGGUCUAUAUUCACAGCCUCAACUGUUCAUACAAAGCCACACGGAUUUAAUGUCACUGACCCUGAAUCCUGACACUGCCUUCUGAAUAUCUUUGUAAAAGUCACAUUGCCCCUCGCACCACCUUUCCAAUCUUCCACUGCCAAAUGGGGUCGGUCAUUAUGAAAAGACUUUGGUCAAUCCUAUUAGCGCCUUUCCUGCCCUUUUCCACUGAGAAUGUCAAAGUUAAAGACUAAGAGACUAAACUUGUUUACCCUUCAACAUGCAGCGGCUCUUAAACAUGCCUGCAAGCGUGCAUACAUUUUGUUUCAAGUCAAGUUAUUCCAAUAUUCUAAUUGGUUUGCUGUGCUAGUACAGUUCAUUUUGUCAAGUGUGAACACAGUCCAGGAGCAAACAGGGGGACAGAGAGAUGGGUUUCGGUCUGCCUGCAAUGCAUCAUAACACUGGAUAUGACGUCACCAAAUGAAUAACCAGGCAAUACCUAGCAACAUCCAACAGAGAGCUGAGUGCAGAUUAUCAAAAAAUAAGAGUUAAAUGUAAGCCCAGAAGUGUAAAUACAGUAGUUAAACGUACCUGGCUUUUUCAACAAAGGUGUCCUGUCGCUCAUUACGGUUUGCAUUCUUUCUUUUGUGUAUCAUCAGAUGGCCAACUCAGUGUCAUGCAGCCACAACCUCGUUUUUGGUCCCAGCUUCUGAAAGUGGGCUGUAUUGUUGGCUGAUUAUAUGCUCAGCAGUCUAUUCAGGUUCGCCUCAUUGGCAUGCCGCACUGUCCCCACUUCUUCAAAGAUGUCUUGAAGUGGCCGACGCCAGGUGUGUAAACAUUUCAGCAAGGUCCACAGGUGGCGAAGCGGGUUUUGUCAUUUUACACCUUGGGUUCCUGAUGUAUUAUUGUUGGGUGCUGGAGGGCCCAACAGUCUCCAACGUCAGUUUCUAGUCAGGCCUCCCUGGGCAAGUCCUCACGGACAGACUGUAGCAUCUCUUCUGCUGCCUUGUUCUAGGGAUGGAGAAACUUGAGCCUGCCUGGUGUAGCCAGUGUUAUUUAGGUUUUGUGCAUGAUGUCCCAGUCAUACUACUGGGCUUUUCUUGCCGGUGUGAGGGUAGCUACACCCUGUCAGAGACUGGCCGGGGAAAUUCCAGCAAGGACUGACAGAUAGGAUACAGGGGUGGAUUUCAGACAGCCGAUUACUAUCCGGAGGGCACUGUUGAAGACAGGAUCUACCUUGUUCAUAUGUGGACUUCUGCUCCAGGCAGGGGAACAGUAUUGGACUAUGGGUAGGACAAGCACUUGCGUGGAUAUGCGGAGGGUUUGGGGGGAAGCUCACCAAGUCGAACCUGCCAGGCGGCAGAUGAGCUAUUACUUCGGCCUUCCCUUGAUCCAGGUGUUGAUUUUAGGACAGUGUAACGUAUGGCUGUGCAGUUGUAUGUUGGUAAAGCUCGUUCCCUGAACCUUAAGACCCAUGCUGGGCGUUGAGGUGACGCUUCAGGCCUUUAGCUUGACGCCAAGUGCUCUCGACUCUCAUUCCGACAUUCGAGCCCCCGGCAGGUCACAGGGGCUGAACCAGGCGGGUUACACAAGCGUUGCUGAAGUUGUCAGACCCACUGUCUCCUUGCAGCACAUUUCCGGGAACCUUUUUAGGGAACAUCUCAACUGGUAAGAAAGGCAAGUCCUACAAGUGUAUGUGACCCGAAAGUCAUCAUGUUGUUUUGGGUGUGUGAGGUUGUCAGACAAUGUACACGUCACAUACACCGUCCAAUGUCCAUAUGCUUAACUGAGAGCAUUUUUUGGUCCGCUGACAGAAAUACAAGUGUGAAUCUUAAGUAGGCCACGCUGAAGUAUCUUUUUAAAAUUUUUGGUCCGGACCAGAGUACCGGACUUAAAGUGUGAACGUACCGGUAGUUUGUGUACCUCACGAAAUGUUUAGUGAAUGUAUGAUUGCUGGUUUGAGUGUGUGUGUGUGUAUAUGAUGGCAUGUUUGGGAUAAUUUAUUAUGCAUGACACUUACAGUUACUUUGCCUAUCUUCCAUGAUGGGACAUGUUAGAAUGGUUGGAACGAUACUAAAGCUGCUGGAAUGUUGUGGAAACCUUCUGACAGUCAGCCAAAAAAAAACACAAAAACUUGAGAAAUGUAUCGUACAUGAAUCAGAGAGAGCAGUUAAACCAAUCAGUCUACUGAAUAACAGUCCAUUAUUUAGGAGAUUUGAAUGACUGAAAUUAGAAUUCAUUUCCCCAAAAACACUACACCAAUAUCGUGCCAACCCCGUGAGGAAAAUACAGGCGGAGCUUUCUUUUCCUCUCAGUCUGGUCUCCUUUGUCACUUUGUGGCAGUCAUAGCCUUGUGCUGUCACAGAGACUGAUGACUCAGCAAAUCCCGUACCCCUACCCUCAACUCACUGUGUCCCAAUGGCAGUAACCACCUUACCUUUCUUGACAUCAGACCCUUAAAGACUUUUUUCCCUCAACUUUCAAAACGUACUUACUUUGUUUUUAAUUAGGGUAUUUGGAUUCUGAAUAACUUUUUGAUUAGGACUGACUUCAGGCUUUAGCAGCUUUAUUGGGACAGGGCUGAGCUACUCUGUUUCCAUGAAACUGCGUUUCCACCAAAUGAUACAGUUUAUCUCGACUUGCCAUGGUGUAGUUUGGAUCAGAUCUACAUACAGUAGGCUGGGAUGAACUACGUAUGUAACGGGACUAAUAAUGUGUUAUUGUAAGAAUAUAACCUUCAUUUCGGAAACUACACUUUUUUUGUAUUUCGGCAAGCUUACUAAUGUUCCAAUUAUCUUUCGACCAAUCUGCAGAUUUUAGUGUGUUGUUCUCCUCCCUAUCUUAUUGUGUUUGGUAGCUUCUGACCAAUCAUUACACCCAAGGUAUGGCAUGUACUAUUCACGUGAUGAAUAAGACACACAGCAAUAGCAUUCUGUCAUGCGCUCCAAAAUAAAAACUCCUGUCCGCCAACCAAUACACACCCAUCCAUCCAUCCAUCUUCUGCCACUUAUCCGAGGUCAGGUUGCAGUAGCCUACACAGGGAAGCCCAGACUUCCCUCUCCUCCAGCUCCUCCCAGUGGAUCCUGAUGCAUUCCCAGGCCAAUUGACAGACAUAGUCUCUCCAAUGUGCCCUGGGUUUUCCCUGAAGCCUCAUACCGGUCGGACGGGAGGCAUCCUGACCAGAUA
Molecule: messenger RNA, 12657 nt
Organism: Dunckerocampus dactyliophorus (ringed pipefish)
Lineage: Eukaryota; Metazoa; Chordata; Actinopteri; Syngnathiformes; Syngnathidae
Product: ankyrin-1-like
Exons: 40
Coding region: 827-5995 (1722 amino acids)
Biological process (GO): signal transduction
Molecular function (GO): protein binding
Source: RefSeq, a predicted model, not a curated record